AUGGAACCAGAGCCGUCCCCUGCCGCUCUCCUCGAGGCUAUCACAGCCCUCACAGCCACAGUCGGGUCCCUGCAGGACCAAAUCCGUGCCCAAAGCCAGCAAAUCACCAAGCUUAGGGCCAUAUGCAAGGAGACCGCGGACCUCCUCGGGGAUAAGGAUCAAGGAGCCCCCCAAACCAAGCCUGGCCCAUCGACUGGGCCUAUCACCCCUCCUACACACCCAGGAGGGGAAGUCCACACUCCAGGCACGGUUAGGCCUGGACUCAAGGCCCCGUUCCGCCCCUCUAGAGGAACGGGUUAUGAUUCAGAAGAGGAAGAAGAACCCAGGAGGGUCCCAAAAAAGGAGCCUUGCGGAACGCCUAGGAGCCUAAGCUCCCUUACUCCCUUUGAUUCAGGGUCCAGCAUAAAGCGACCCAAAAUGGAUCUCCCUGAUCCAUACAAGGGAGAUUCCAGGGGAAGAAAGGCAACCCAGUGGCUAGAUUGCAUGCUACUUUGGGUUGCGCUCCAUCGAGACCAAUUCGAUGAAGAGGAGCAGAUGGUUGUGUGGAUACUAUACCACAUGACAGACAAGGCGGCCGACUGGGCACUCCCCCUCAUUGGGGCUAUUAUCAAGGGCAAGGGCAACCCCCCAUCCACCAUCUCGGCCCUAACGGCCAAAUUUAAGGAGGCCUUUGAUGACCCCGAUGCCAAAAGGGCUGCUGCCAGAAAAAUUGCGGCUCUCUCCCAAACCACCACAACCUCCGAGUACGUCACGGAGUUCCGCAAUCUCAUGGCGGAAUUAGACUGGAACGAGGAAGCCUAUAUUGCGCAGUUCACGCGAGGCCUCCACUGGAAGGUUAAAGAGUUGCUAUCAACCAAGGAUAGCGUCCCUGACAAACUCGAGGCAAUCUUUGCGGCCUCAAUUAAAAUUGACAACAUACGCCGCGAAAAUGAGGAGAACCGCCCCAAAAAGGCACCAGCCAAGUCCCCGGCCACCGUGGCCACCUCCACUACUACCACCAGGGUCCGCCUGUCCAAGGAUCCCAAUUAUGUCACCCCGGAGGAACGGGACCGUCGCCGCGCAUCAGGACUUUGUGUCAAGUGCGGUCAGAAGGGGCACGGGAUCAAACAAUGCCCCAAUGGCUGGAAGGCCACCAUCAAGGAGGUAGCUAAGGUUGCCAAGGAAGAAGGGUCGGGAAAAGACUAA
Molecule: messenger RNA, 1185 nt
Organism: Rhizoctonia solani
Lineage: Eukaryota; Fungi; Basidiomycota; Agaricomycetes; Cantharellales; Ceratobasidiaceae
Product: Retrotransposon-derived protein PEG10
Exons: 1
Coding region: 1-1185 (394 amino acids)
Molecular function (GO): zinc ion binding; nucleic acid binding
Source: RefSeq, a predicted model, not a curated record